Molecule: messenger RNA, 1227 nt
Organism: Trichoderma breve
Lineage: Eukaryota; Fungi; Ascomycota; Sordariomycetes; Hypocreales; Hypocreaceae
Product: soluble NSF attachment protein, SNAP domain-containing protein
Exons: 4
Coding region: 1-1227 (408 amino acids)
Biological process (GO): intracellular protein transport
Cellular component (GO): vacuolar membrane; SNARE complex
Molecular function (GO): syntaxin binding; soluble NSF attachment protein activity
Source: RefSeq, a predicted model, not a curated record
AUGAAUAAUCCUGAGGCUCUCAUCCAACAGGCCGAGAAGCUCGUGGCUAAGGGCAAAAGCGGAUGGAGUUUCUUUGGCGGCUCGGAAGAGAGAUAUGAGCAAGCUGCCACUUGCUACAGGCAGGCGGCUGAGGCAUACGAGCUGAGAAGUAACUUUCUCGAUGCAGCUGCUACAUAUGUGAAAGCAGCCGAAAUACAGGAGAAGAAUCUCAGUGAUGGUUUCGAAGCCCCCGACAGCUACGUCCAUGCCUCCGAUGCUUACCGAAGAGCCGUCAUGGAGGAGGCCAAGCCGAUCAACGAGAACGAAAAGGCCGAAGCGAAGGCAAAGGCAAUAAACUGCCGAAAAAAGGCCAUCAAAUUGACCGAGUCGUCCUCCAGUGGAAGUAAAUUGAGAAGAUUGUCGAGAAUGUACGAUGCAAUUGGUCAGAUAAAUGAGAAGGACAUCGCGGGCCCGCUUGUGCAGGCGAGGAGGAAUUUGUUGAGUUCGAAGACGCUGACUGCCGCGGAUGAGGAACGCAUGAAAAAUCUGGCGAUGGAAUUACAGCCGACUCCCAAUGAGGCCGACGAGCUGCAGUGGCUGCAGUCGAAGACAGCGUUUAGUGACGAGGAGAAGGCGCAUCUGAAGUGGCUGGAGAGUCAAAUUCUGCCAGCCCUGGAUGAAGCGCGCAUCGCGUACAAAGAAGCUGCUAACUUUUUACGCUUGGACGCGCCGCUGAGUGCCAGCAAGUUAUUUGAGCAAUAUGCUGACCUCAGCGUCUUCAUCGCCACUCUCCUUCCCCAUUCUACCGAGAAGAAUGCCAAUUCUACCCAGAAGGAUAAGAACUCCUAUUACGAAGACGCCCUCAACGCCUACGCGACUAUUCUCAAGGCCCUGCAAGGCGACCCAAAGAAGAACAGAUUUAGUAUCCCUACUUAUUGCUUCAAGUGGUGCGUCUGCCGUCUAGCCCAGUGCGACCACGUAGCUACAACGCGCGACAUCCCGACGUAUCAGGGAAUCGAAAUGGAUACGUAUCGGCAAUCCGAAAUGCAUCCAGAUACGCUAAAAAGCUACAUACAAUCCAUGCAGUCCAAGUAUACGCUGCUUUUCGACCUGAACGAAGCCAUCAAACAGAAGGACCGAGAAAUGAUUGAUGAGAUACUGCAGGCCAAUGUGGUGGAUGAUUGGCAGAAGAACGUUUUCACCGAUAUCCAAAACAAGUAUGAGCCUAAGGAUGAUGAGUUUGCGUAG